AUGGUAGGACUGGGAAGCAGCUGCAGAGGGAUGAAGUCUCCACCUCUCCUUGUGGCUGCGCUUGUGGCAUGCAUCAUUGUUCUGGGCUUCAACUACUGGAUUGCAAGUUCUCGCAGUGUGGAUCUGCAGGGUCGGAUCAUGGAACUGGAAGGCAAGGUCCGCCGGGCAGCCGCGGAGAGAAGCGCUGUGGAGCUUAAGAAGAAUGAAUUCCAAGGGGAGCUAGAGAAGCAGCGGCAGCAGAUAGACAAAAUCCAGUCCUUGCACGGCUUUCAGAUGGAAAACGCCAACAGAGUGCAUCAGGAAGAGAAGGCAGUGCUGAUGAGUAACAUCACAGUAAAUGAACAAUUGAUCCACAGUCUACGAGAGCAUUUGAAAGAGUUACAGGCAGAAUAUGGAAAGCUACAGUUGGAUGUUUACUGGCUUCAGAAGAACCAAACUAACCUUCAGAAGAAGUUCUCAUAUGACCUGUCACAGUGCAUCAACCAGAUGAAGGAAUUAAAAGAACAAUGUGAAGAAAGGAUAGAUGAACUUACAAGAAAGGGUAGCGAUCAACCACAAAUCAAAGAAAGCAAAGACUUCUCAGAAGAUCAAAAAAUAAAUAGUCAGGUCAGUACUCAACCACCAGCCACGAAGCAAACAGAGUUCAAGCACCCUGACCUGGAACGACAGAAACCAAAUGAAGAUGUACCUAAAGUAGUAUCUACAGUAAGAAAGACAGACCUGCUGCAGGCUAAAGAAAGAAUAAAUGGCCUAGCUGACAUCAGAAAACAGGAGCCUAAGGCAGAAGAGGAGAAGCUUUCCAGUCAGCUGAAAAACCCACAGGAUGUACCCAAGGCUGCUGCAGGUCCUAAGGAGCUACUGCCUGAGUCAGAAAAGGAGCUGAACCUAUCUGAAGACGAAAACCGUGUAGCGGGGCAAGAUGCGUUGCAGCCAGCAGCAGAGCAGGCUGCCAGUGAAGAAUUUGAGAGAGAGCAGCUCCUAAAUUACGAUGCCAAGCAGGACGACUCGCCCGCGGGAAAGGCCGACAAGCAGGAGAAUGAAGCACUGAGGCAGGACAAGGAUGUCGAUUACAGCUUAGACCAGAACGAAGCUGAAUCAGAAAUGGACAAGCAAGCGGUGCUUGCCGGGGUUGAAAAUGUUCAAAACCCUGAAGAUAUGAAGAACCACUUAUCUGAGCAUGGUGAAGAAUGA
Messenger RNA from Merops nubicus (carmine bee-eater), 1191 nucleotides. RefSeq names its product golgi membrane protein 1 (gene GOLM1). The record is from RefSeq and is a predicted model, not a curated record. Bases 1 to 1191 code for a protein of 396 amino acids. The transcript is spliced from 9 exons. Gene Ontology annotation, cellular component: Golgi apparatus. Lineage: Eukaryota; Metazoa; Chordata; Aves; Coraciiformes; Meropidae.